ACGACUAGCGUGACUGACGUGAAGCAACCCGCGACAGGUUUACUUAUCGCGAAGAUAGCAACCACGUUCACGCCGCCGGUCUGUGUGAGUUGCACUCAGUCGGUGCGCCUUGCCUUUACCAGCCACGCGAUCGGCCGGCCAUGGUGUUCACCAGCUUCGGUCUCCACACGAUACCCACAUUUUUGCUGACGACCCUACUCGUUCCGUCAAGUGUCAACGCCUACGUAUGCGGGCUGACGUCGGGCAGCCGCGUCGUGGGCGGCGUGAAGGCGCCGGCGUACGCCUACCCGUGGUUCGCGGAGCUGCUGCUGCGCGGGGAGCCAGACAACGGCGUCUGCGCAGGCGCGCUCAUCUCCCGCCGGCACAUCCUCACCGCCGCACACUGCUUCGUCGAGGUACUGGAAGGUGUUCCCAACGACAAGAAGUAUAAGGUCGCGCUGGGGAUGUCGAACCAGUGCGUCAACCAGAACACGAGGAGGAUCUACGACGUGGCCCGCGCGGACGUUCACGAGCGCUACUCUUCGGCAGGGAACGACUACGACAUCGCCCUGCUCACACUCAAGGAGCCCGCGCAUUUCAUGCCGCUCUGUCCUCCGUGGGAAGUGCAGGGAGCUAGGCGGCUGAUGUUGUGGGGCCGGCCGGCCGACACGCCGAAGCCGCUGGUGCUGCCCGACGACGGCGGGCGCACCGGGCUGGUGGCCGGCAUGGGCACGACGCGGCCCGGCGUGUCGAGCAGCGCGCCCUGCGAGAUCCGGCACGCCCUCGUCACCGUCCUCACGCGCCGGGAGUGCCUCAACACGCGCCUGCCGCGCGCCGAGGCCAUGCAGCCCGGCAUCAUCUGCGCCGGAGAGCUGGCCGGCGGCGUCGACACCUGCCAGGGAGACAGCGGUGGUGCGAUGAUGACCAAGGUUGGCCGCCAGUACGUCGCCACAGGCAUUGUGUCGUACGGCUACGGCUGUGGGCAGCGUAACAUGCCCGGCGUGUACACGAACGUGUCGUACUACAAGGACUGGAUUGUGAAGCACAUGGGCGCCGGCUACCAACAGCGUCUGCGCGGCUCCGCUAGGCGACUUGACCAGAGAAGGGGCGGCGCCGUCGGCAACGUCGACUGAACCUCGUUCCACGGCGGUCACCAGUGCUGCCCGAAGACGCGCCUUCAAGCUAAUCCUCGUAACCACUCACCACGUGACCGUCUCCCGAUGUCAUUACUUUCAAAUUAUCUGGGCUUCCAUAGCCGCGAUUAAAUACAUAAUGAAUGUGCCUCCCAAAUUCAAAUGAACGUUCUAUCGCUGUUCCUUCGUUUGAGUUCCUCUGUACGUAGAUAAUGAGAUGCUUUUGACGCUUAUUAACGCCAUUCCGUGUUUCCGGUGUUUCAGUAAAUAGGACUUGGUUCCACACAAAUUAAAUUAAAUAGUAGGUUUCACGUAGGCCCGAGAAAUACAUUUUUUUAAAGAAAUAUAUUGUAGUCUUCUUUUGAAAAACCAGUUUAUUAGCCAAGAUAUCUAUGUUGACACAAUUACUGUAGUAGUAGUUUCGCCAUAUCUGUUGCCUUCCUAGUUCUAUAAAAAAAGAAAAUAUGUCGACGUUGUAAUUUACAGUAUGCACUAUACAUCUCGUGGUACCUCUCAGUACCAAACCCUGACAGUUGCAGUGGACUGGACACGGCAGCUUCUCGGGCCGACCUCAACCAAUAGCGUAAGGCGAUUUUGUAAACGUCUCUAUGGCAACGCCUCAGUGUUGUCACAGUUCUGUAGGUGGCUAAUGUUUGCGACUGCAGCCGUUAGCACUUCGCAGUUGAGCUGUGAGCUGUGAGCUGUCAGGGAUCUUCUUAUGCCAUCUCGACUACAGCUUCCAUUAUACUCCAAAUCCAGUCGUCAGUUUCUCUGUCACAGUCAACACGGCUUUAGACUACAAAGCGGCAAGAUGUGCCAUGUACCUGUCUUGUUGGUGCCACGCACACUCAAUAUUGUACAUACUUUAUGACGGAACACCUGGCAUGUCAUAUCUAGCGCCUCGACAUUUUUACGGUAUGCUUUUACUUUAAAAAUUUUGCUUGUUAGAGUUAACCAUUAUUUUACGAUGACUUUGGAUUGUAUCCGUCCAUAUGAGCAGAAUUUUAUUAGAGUUUUUAUUUUACAGGACAUUGUUAUUUCUCACUUGUCAGAGUGGUGUAAGGAUUGUAUGAUGUAACUACCAGUGUCUGCAUUCAUGGUUAUGGAAUUUUUCGCAUAGAACCAUUGCGAUGCCCUACUACAUUUUUUAUUUUUUGAGUGUAACCCUGUAUUCUCGACAAAAUGUUCAAAUGUGUGUGAAUUCCUAAGGGACAAAACUGCUGAGAUCAUCGGUUCCUAGACUUACAUAUUCACUUUUUAUAGAUCUGAGGAUGGCAAUGCAUCUUGCCAAAAUUAGUAAUCCAGUAUUGAUAUUAACAUAGCGAUCCUGCCACAUAAAUUUGUUUUCAAAAGAAGACUACAAUACAAAAUUCUAGGUCGCCACCUGAGCUGAAUGACAAUGUCAAGUAAACGCCAAAAAAAUUUUGUUCACUUGAAAUAAAAAAUUCACAAAAGCUAUUCUGCAUUACAUUACUAAUUAUUUUUAUUUGGCCUCCACAGUUUGUACUCUAUUUAGACAUACAAAACACAUGGUUGCGUGGAACACGUAAUUUUACAGAGAAAAUAAAUCCAUAUUUAGAGAAUUUAAAGCUCAGCCGCCACAAUUCUUUUUUCCAAAACAAUAUUUUAACAAAUAACAUGACAAGUAGACAUUAUUGUAUUAUCAAUUGGCACUAUUUCUUAAAUUUAAUCGUAAGCGAUAAAUAUUGUUUUCUUUCUACAAUAAUUUUUAUACAGUCUGAUGCAGGUUGUCUAACUGUGUAUAUAAUUAUAAUGCAACUAUGAAAAUAUUUAACUUCUGCGAUAUAUCGUGACUGAUUAUUAAAUAAAAUUGUUAGUGAAAGCGACUACCUUUGCUCCACAAUACUUUAACUUUUCGUUACAUUGUUCACUAGUUGGCAUAAAAUAGCAAUAUAAAUAUUCUUCAACUAACUUCGUGCAACAAAAGUUCUGUCCUUUGUGAAUAGCACAGCAAAAGAUUUUAUCACUUUAGUUCAAUAAAUUACCGCUGAAAUCUCAUUCUGUCAAUAUGAAUCCAAAGUGAAUGCCUUUCCUUUUCAUGAAUGUGAUUUCAUAUGUUCAGCGAUACGGUGUUGCAUCAGAGCUGAAAUGGGCUAAUCUAUGAUUAUAAGUUAGCAAAAACUUUCACUUUUUAUUCAGGGUUCUGCGUCGUUAAAUUGGUUCAAAUGGCUCUGAGCACUAUGGCUGGCCUCUGCGUCGUGACUAUAAAUAGCAGGGAGCUACGUUGAGGAUGAACAGGCUGUAAAGUAGUUGCCCUUAUGAAAUCAAAUUACGUAAUUAAGUGAUUUACUCAAAAAGAAGAUCGUGGUGCAGAUUUUAUUUAAUCCUUCACCCUUCACACGUCCUCACAAUGUACAUAGACAAGUAUUUAAUGAUGAAAACUAGCGUUCUGGGUAAUGGAAGAAAAACACAGAACACGUACCCGAAACUUAAUACCGUAUACCAUGAGAAUUAGCCGUUGAUGAUCAUUAACAUUUUAAGUGCCGAUAAACGUUCAAAACUCGUCGGCUUUCACACGUAAUUCUCUCAAUUACAGAACUGUUAAGAAGGCUUCCAAUAAUAGUAUAUUAUUGCGUUCAAUCUGUCCAUAAAACCUCAGAUCGUAGCAAUCCCAAUUCAUUACAAUUCUCUUCGUCUUAAUAUUAAAGUUAAAAAGAAUAGGAGUUUUCCAUUUACCACAGAGCGCAACGCCCUAUUGCAAUGGACUGUGGCAUGUUUCUAGUGGAUAUGUACAGAGUAUCAUUACGUAAAGUUAAAUGUUCUCACAUUUUCAACGAAAUUCAUAGAUUAUUUACGCACACAACAAAACAUAAAAUUAAAA
This is a messenger RNA of Schistocerca gregaria, 3954 nucleotides long. RefSeq names its product serine protease 33-like. Bases 141 to 1112 code for a protein of 323 amino acids. Gene Ontology annotation, biological process: proteolysis. The transcript has 6 exons. The record is from RefSeq and is a predicted model, not a curated record. Gene Ontology annotation, molecular function: serine-type endopeptidase activity. Lineage: Eukaryota; Metazoa; Arthropoda; Insecta; Orthoptera; Acrididae.